GUUAUUUCGAAGCAAGCUACCAUCAAUAUUGGAACCAUCGGCCACGUAGCCCACGGUAAAUCGACUGUCGUGAAGGCCAUUUCCACUGUCCAGACUGUCCGCUUCAAGAACGAGCUUGAACGCAACAUCACCAUUAAAUUAGAUUAACAUGGAGAAAGGCAAGGCGAGUAGGGAUUGCGACACCGAGAACGCGUUGGGGCCGGACGAACCGAUGGCCGACAAGUCGGAUCAGCAAGAAGUGCGCCAGCAAAUGAUUGAUGGACGCAUACAGUGCACCGUUUCGACCACUGAAAGUGACAAGAUGAGCCAAGAGAGUGGCCCCAGCAACGGCGAACCAGGCAGGAAGAGGAAUCUCUCGACCUCUUCCUCCGGCAAUAGCGUUUCCUCCAAGAAGCGAAAGAGGAAGAGGAUGGGUGCAAAGCAGAAAGAAAGAAAGGCCCGCAACCCCUUUUACUCGAUCGACGCGAGGGACACGGAGACGCGGGAGGUGCCGGCCAACGCGGAGAAACCAGACCUGACGGUGGGGCUGACCGUUUUAAAUGAGUACGAGGUUGAGAGCAUUGAGGACCGCAUGGUCUUCGAAGACGAGUUCCACUACCUGGUCAAGUGGAAAGGCUGGGCGCCUGAACACAACUCGUGGGAGCCCAAGUCUGGCCUCAAGAACGCUCGGCUUUUGAUCAGAAAGUUCGAGAAAAAGUACCCUGAGUUGCUGCAGGCGCGCUUUCUCCGCAUCUCGGAGCAACUGCCCGUCCUGGAGCCGUUGGGGGGCAAGGCGACCUUGUACGAGUGUGAGGUGGUGGCCGGCAUGACCAUUGCAGACUACAACACCAUCUUCAAGCUGCCGAAGCAUGAGGAGCCGUUGCCCAACCCCAAACUGCUCAAGUCGCACAUCUUCAAGGUUCUGCAGGAUCAGGGCAACGACAACCUCUUGGCCAUGAUCAAGCGAAUGGUGCUGAAGCGCGAACAGGUUCGCAUCCAGUUCGAGCAGCAAGCUUUCAUGAAGAAUUUCAUCAAGAAAUUGAACGAAGUUAGCGGCAACGAACUUCUCUCCAUCGAGAACAACGUCGACCUCGGCUUCCCUCCACUCAGCUUUCAGCCCAUUAGCAAGAAUGUUGCGCACGAGGAAAUUGUGAUCCCAGAGGAUCCUCCGGUCGGCUGUGAGUGCGACACGUGCGAUAACAAGGCUCAGUGCUGUCCACAGCUGGCAGACGUCAAUUUCGCCUACAACAGCAGGGGUUUGCUUGAGAUAAACUAUGGCAAUCCUAUCUUUGAGUGCAACAAGGCUUGCAAGUGUCCCGACAGCUGCAUCAACCGGGUCGUGCAGAAGGGCAGCCAGCUCAAGCUAAAAAUAUUCAAGACAGAAGACAAGGGCUGGGGAGUGCAGGCCCGCGAGUACAUUCCACAGGGAACUUUUGUUUGCGAGUACGUCGGCGAAAUGAUCGCAAGGUGGGUUGUGCAUCAGCGCACGCGCGACGAGUACAAGGGCAAGUCGAACUACAUCUUUGACCUCGACUUCAAUCCGACCACUGAACAAGAGCGAUUUGACUCGGAAGGCUACGAGAUCCUUCCUUACUCUGUUGACGCCACCGUCAGGGGCAACGUCUCGCACUUCAUCAACCACUCGUGCGAGCCAAACCUCGGGGUCUACGGGGUUUUCGUAGACUGCCUGGAUCCUCAUAUGCCGCGCCUGGGCAUGUUUGCCAUCAGGGACAUUCAGUGCGGCGAUGAGAUCUUCUUUGACUACACAGCGCAGUACCUGCUGAAGCGCCGCAAAAAGGGCCCCAAGUCCAAGCGGAGUGUCAACAGCGCGUUCGCCUGCAAGUGCGGAAGCAGCGUAUGCCGCUCUGUGGAAUUUUAAUAAUUGAUUUGUAUGACAUUCCGGGCAGCACUCUUUCGUUCAAUUUAGUUUGGCUUGCGUCACAGGGUCAUUUCAAGCUGCCAUUACGGACAAGACCCGUUUUUCUCACUCCGGCUCCCUUUAGAGUCCAAAAUCUGCUGUUUUGUGAACCGAUCUUGUCACAACACCAACGACUGGAGCACAGUAUUGAGUUUGGUGAAGAACUUAAUUUAAAAAUUAUUAUUUGAUAUAUUUUCACAUCGGCUUUUGCUUUUGCCGGUACGGCAGUCAAAUUUACCGCGCCCACGGUCAAUACAAUAAUAGUUUGUUAAAAUAACAAUCUCUGAUAUAAAGAAUGCAUUUGCUUUCCGUACAAAAAUUCGGAAGGGUAUACCAAAAAUACCAAAACCUGUCGAUUUAAAGGUAUCACCUCUGAAAUGAAUGUUAAAUUCAACUAAUAAAGACUAGUUUUGUAACUA
Molecule: messenger RNA, 2316 nt
Organism: Cloeon dipterum
Lineage: Eukaryota; Metazoa; Arthropoda; Insecta; Ephemeroptera; Baetidae
Product: eukaryotic translation initiation factor 2 subunit 3-like
Exons: 6
Coding region: 149-1858 (569 amino acids)
Biological process (GO): formation of translation preinitiation complex
Cellular component (GO): cytosol; nucleus; eukaryotic translation initiation factor 2 complex
Molecular function (GO): zinc ion binding; translation initiation factor activity; histone H3K9 methyltransferase activity
Source: RefSeq, a predicted model, not a curated record